Microthlaspi erraticum is the source of this 303-nucleotide messenger RNA. NCBI's taxonomy places the organism in Eukaryota, Viridiplantae, Streptophyta, Magnoliopsida, Brassicales, Brassicaceae. The record is from the annotation of a GenBank genome assembly.
AUGAUAACAGAAUUUUGUGGUUCUCAGGGGCAAAUAUUCGACCAAAAUUUACCACAUGUCCCAUGCAGCCAACCGAGGGUAGCGAUCGAUCCUGGAAGCAAUGAACCGCGCUUGACCCAUUCCUCAACAUGCGAUCAAAGCAUCCGGCCGGCCGAACGCACCGGUCGAGCAGGAAGGCAAAGGACCACGGUCGACCCAGAUCAUCAUCUCACGACCAAGACCAUUACAUCACGGCCGACCCCGACGGCCGACCACAUCCCUUGCACGGUCGACCCGAUCUCCAGGUCCUUCCGUGAAUCGUGA